AAAAACCCGGAAUCGACCUUCAUUGCGGAAGUUCUCUCAUGCCCAGUGGAUGCCCGCGCUAAGCAGAGAGCAUGUCAACCGUCUCCUUAUCGACCUUGAUGUGAUCCUUCUUGAUGGUGGAUUCAUCGGGGACGAAGACUAUGCGUCGUUCAAGCCCCUCGUCCUGCAACUUGAGCGAGAUGCCCCGAACCCGACCCUUCUGGUUGCGCUUCAUGAGAUGGGUCGAGAAUCCGGCAAUCUGGUUGCAAAGGCGCUUGGAAGGGAUUAUGGCAACCUCAUCGAGUAUAUAUCUUCUUGUUGGUGUGGAAAUCAAGAGUCAUUCUCGAGUAGCAGCAGUUCGAUUACUUGCCGAGAUGACUUCUUCACCGUCUUGGUACGGAUUCGUCCCAUGGCUACUCCUGCUUCACUCUUUAAAUGCUGAGUCCUCGCUAAUUUUAUUUCAGUUUCUCUUUCUGGACUAUUUUUUAAGUAGGAGUGGAAUGGAUAAU
Molecule: messenger RNA, 488 nt
Organism: Rubroshorea leprosula
Lineage: Eukaryota; Viridiplantae; Streptophyta; Magnoliopsida; Malvales; Dipterocarpaceae
Source: the annotation of a GenBank genome assembly